Peronospora farinosa is the source of this 1221-nucleotide messenger RNA. The record is from the annotation of a GenBank genome assembly. NCBI's taxonomy places the organism in Eukaryota, Oomycota, Peronosporomycetes, Peronosporales, Peronosporaceae.
AUGGACAGCAAGGACUCAUCGAUUCGAUUUGAUGACAUCGAUUCUACAUCGCAAACCAUUACGAAACGGCUUCGAUCUUCUUUAAUCCAUGAUGACAUCAGUGCUGCACUUAAUGAAACAAAGAGACCACGAGGAAGACCUCAGAUGUCCGACAAAGCGGCGCUUACCGCUACUCAUGAGCUUCGGUUGCUGAGAUUGCAAGUAGGAUCUAUGGAAGAGGAGCUUCGUGGACUGCAAUCGAAAUGGCAUAAACAUUUACCUGACGCACGCAUAUUGGCGACAGCAAAGCAAUCGGCUCACAAGAAGCGUGCAGUGGCUCAAAUUCAGGCAACACAGAUGGAAUUACAAGAAAUGAUCUUACAGCAGCAACUAAUGUUUGCGACGCUACAGACGGCCAUCUUUCGUGCACCAUUGCACUCAAGUGGUCAGGACAUUCUCAAGUCGCUGCAUUUCAAUACACAAUUUGGACGCGAUACAGUCGAGCGUAGCAAAACACUUAUGGUACACAACGAACGGUCGCGCGCAACGGUGCCAUCGAUGAUGAAACGGUUUACUACCAUGGCAGUAAACAAAGUGCUUGCCCUCCAAGACAAAGACGGCCCUGUAAACCGACCAAUGCUACCGAUAUCUCAAAUUGAUGUCACUGGUUGCAAGGAUUACACGCUCGUGUCGAGUGUUUUUAUGUCAGAGAUCCCGCAUAGUUCACUCGAAAAUGUGUACGCGGCUGCAUUAGCAUAUCAUGACGCGAUUUCGACAAUAAUGAAACGUCACUUUGGCGUCAAUGCAGAGCUCACGAGACUUAACAGCAUUGACGCACCAGCAGCUUACUGGCUACUAGACCUCGAUGGGGGUGGGAUCCCAUCAACCGUAAAACAUAUCAUGUGCUCGGAACUGACUCCAUCGCACGGAAUGAUACACCUGGACGCAGUCAUCGAUGAUCCACUGCAUCCAGUAUCGCAAACUAGCAAAUUGAAAUUUGGCAUCUCUGGGCUUACGUUGACACCAAGAAAAGAUCGAACGGGCAAAAUUGUGGCUGUUACGCUGCGAUGGGUAGUAUUGUACCGCUACAAGAUGUUGCCGGAUGACCCGGCACUACGGAAGGACUUAGACUUGAACCGUCCUAUUCUAAAUGGUGAUCUAAUCACUGCUUCAGUGUGCACAUAUCUUCAGCAACUGAAACAACGGCAAAAGUCGGAAGGACAUUCCAACAACAGUUCAUAG